Messenger RNA from Adineta ricciae, 483 nucleotides. NCBI's taxonomy places the organism in Eukaryota, Metazoa, Rotifera, Eurotatoria, Adinetida, Adinetidae. The record is from the annotation of a GenBank genome assembly.
AUGAUGAAUCAUCAAUCAAUGGAAGUCAACGACGAUGAAAGUUCUAGUGGUGAAGAAUUCAUGACAGAAGGUUCUCCUAUCAAUCAAAAUCAAAAUAAUGAUGCUGUCGAUAUGGAUGUCAAUGAACUGAACGAAGAAGAGAAACAAAAUUCUCAUAUGGAUAGUGGUAUUAUAGCUGAAUCAGACGACAACGAUGAUGAAUCGCCACAAAUGGAUGAAAGCCCAACUGAUCCCGAAUCGAGGAACGAAAAGAUGAUCAUAUCAGUAGUAGCACCCAUUCAGACCAAAGUUGUGGAAGUUUAUCGAAAACUAAAUCGAUUAUGCGAUGUACUGGAUGAGAAAUCUCAACUUUCAAAUGAUGCCAGUCCUAAUGAUCUAACAAUACAAGAAUCGAACGAACUUUUGAGUGAUUUAAAAAAGUUAUAUGAUGAUAGUGAUGCUGAUGAAAGGGUCCGCGUGAUGACAAUUGUUCCUAAAGAUUAG